AUGGCGACUAGAAGUGCUAAUAAAUUACCACGUCUUGGAAGAGCAGCCAUCAAAAGGUCAUUCCAGCAUUUAAAUAGCGAUAAAGUACUACUGAAUGAGAAUGUCCAACAAAUGAAAAUAGUAGCAGGACGGAAUAGUCGAGGAUCAUUUGGAGCUAGGCAAGUAUUCUUCAUGUAUUUUUACUAUGACAAAGUUCCUCAGCUAAAAUUUCAUAAUCCUAGCGUUCUAUUCUCUAAAAGUAAAGGCGAUGUAUCCGCUAUCGUUGUUGAACUAAAUGAUGGUAAUAUGAAAACACUGAAUAUCCAAGGCAAGGAUCCAGAGGAAAUUUUGCAGUGUGUUAAGGACAAAUUUGCCUUCACUGACACGAGUUAUUUUAGCUAUCCUAUUGUGACGAGUUAA
Molecule: messenger RNA, 399 nt
Organism: Trichoplax adhaerens
Lineage: Eukaryota; Metazoa; Placozoa; Uniplacotomia; Trichoplacea; Trichoplacidae
Exons: 4
Coding region: 1-399 (132 amino acids)
Cellular component (GO): mitochondrion
Molecular function (GO): structural constituent of ribosome
Source: RefSeq, a predicted model, not a curated record